UGCCACUACGGUUUCGUGCAAAGUUCAUAGUGAAACGCAAAACUAUUUAAUAUUUUGAUAUGACAACUGAAGUUGAAACCUCAUAUUAUAGUCAUGGUUCAGUGAGCAUCGAAUCUGCGCCAUAGUUCUCUAUUAUGACUACAAUGCCAUUGCUAUUAUCUGAGUCAUUUGCGUCAUGAAAGACGGCUUCGCCCUAAACUUUUGAUAUAUAUAUUUUUUUUUACAGUUAACUAUCACUUGUCCUUUUGACAAAUCUUAUUAUAUCGGGGCAGACUGGUGCUUGUACAUCUGUUAACGCCUCCAGUGCAUAACACGACGAUUGUAGAAAAGGAAGAGCAGAUUGGAUUAGGAACAAAGUUGCCAGAGGGGAGAGAAACUUCUUUUUCUGAAGGGUCCUACAAAAUGGCCGAUGACAGGGCUUGGUGGAGUUUAGCUCUCAUGGUUGGCUUUAGAUUGAUGGCAACGUCUCUAGCUGCAGAGGGUGAUGUGAAGCUUAUUGGAAGUGAUCGAGGGAUCGAGGGAAAGCUACUGAUUGAGCACGAUGCAGUGUGGCGGACAGUUUGUUUCGAUGGAUGGACUCACACAGACUCCGAUACUGUAUGCAAGCAGCUAGGUUUCUCGAAAGGAGCGAUGAUAACUAGAGCUAGUACCGGAGAGUUCACCGGGUCGGCAGGCUCGCCGACUGUCAAAGCCCCGGGCUGUACCGAGGCGAACAGCCGUCUUUCUGACUGCCCUGGUUUCACCUACCAAGAAGAUUUUACAUGCAGUGCUGAAGUGGAUCUUAGUUGCUAUGUUGAUGACUUUAUUGGAUGUCACAUCGGAAAUCCGCUUGACUGGGCCACAGUGGAGUUACUGUUAAAUGGUGUCGACUCUAUCGAAUACUGCGUGGGGCUUUGCAGAUUUAGGAAUUAUGAAUUUGCAGCAAUCAGCGGGAACCGUUGCCUGUGUGGCAGAGAGUCAGGAGUAAAAGGCCCUCUGGUGAGCACAGUGAAUUGUGCAACACCAUGUGGGAGAGACGCUACAGAGGCGUGUGGAACCAGCGAUGGCGCAUCCACUGAAUUUUACACUAUCUGGCCGACAUCUGUGGGUCAAUCUAACGGUGCGUUGUCAACAGCGAAUGGUUGCAUUUAUUCCCGCGGAUUUCCGGGACGAUACUCGACAACCAACCAGGUUGAAAUCAACAUCCACACGGUGUCACUCCCAAUAGCAAAGUACGUUGCCCUGAAGAUCCCAGUGUUUGAUCUCUACGCCAUGGAUCGUUUAGAGAUUUCACAGGGAGGAAUGAUGGUGGUCUUGACGGCACCCGUCUCGCCACAGGACGUGGUCAUACCGUUCCAGGCACAGGUUUCUGGGUUUGAUUUGAGGUUCACCACUGAUGCGAGUUCGCCGACAGAUGGAAAUUUCGGAUUCGUUGUAUGCUACGAGUCUUUAGACGAGUUGCCAACCGUGCCGCCCUCAACACCCUCUCCAACAACCCCUUCAACUGCCCCACCUACAAUUGCACCAACCAACGCCCCGACCAAUGCCCCAACCAACGCCCCCACCGAUGCACCGUCAGCGGUGCCUAGCACGGCUGGCCCCAUGGAGGCAACAACUGCGCCAUCGGAUACCCCCAUGCCAACCGAGAUGAGUACAGUGCCACCAACGGAUGCUGCCACUACUAUAGCACAGCAACCACAGGGAGAGUGCCCUCUUCACCAUGGUGCCUUGGUCGAGCAAAGGCUGGACCGUGACGGAAACGAUCUCCUCUUACUCAACACUGGUAACCCCUUCAACUGUACUGGAUUUAUAAGCGGCUUAACUUAUUUCUCUGCAAGCCUCGAAUCAUUUAAAGUCAGCGUAUGGUCGGUAAACGACACAGACAAAUAUAUUCUACAAGAGGAGUUCACUAUAGAAGGAACAUCCCGUGAGAUAAGUACGUCAGUGAACUUAUUGAGGUCAGUCUGGCUACCCUUCUAUCCUGGUAACGUAAUGGGAGUCAGCUUCAUGACUUCUCCCUUUGUGUGGAGUGAGGCGGCAACUUCAAACGGGGAGGCCACACAGUGGAUCAGUUGGAUGCUCAACGAUGCCAACCCAGAGCAAAGAGAUACCGCCGAUGGGACAAUAUUGGAUCGAGCGUACUCCAUUUCAGCCCAGCUUAGAGCGCGGGUUGUCUGUCCAGUCCCAACUGUUCCUAACUCUAAACCCACUGAUGCUAUUGUGCCAUUCGUGUAUGAAGGGCAAUACUACUCAUUAAGCUGCAAGUCUAACUACGGACCUCCAGCUUCCUCAUCAGGAAGAUACCUCUGCCAGGAAGACGGCACUUUCGACGGGGAACUCGUUUGUGAACGACAGGGAAUUUUCCCAUUUGGUUUCACCUUCACCCAGUUAAUAAUCUGUGUGGUUGUAUUGAUGUUGAUGUGCCUGACAAUCUUUGUUGUUUGCUGUACGAUGUUUUGCUGCAGUGGCAGCAGAGCAUCUUCCAAUGCCAAGAAAGAACACCUCGUGGAAAGUGGUGGAGAGACAGAUGACACUGCAGACCAGAGCGAUGGCAACGCAUUACUUGUACUCAUCGACUCAGAAAGUGGAGAGCUUGACAAUCCUGUACCAGUUGACGCAGCUGAUCAAGAUUCUCUACCGGAUUACUUGCCGGGUGAGUUUUCAGAGAAUAGCGUCGCUGGUGAUGCCACUGAUGCCAUGAACGUCCCUGCUGGUGAUGCCAUCGAUGUCCCUGCUGGUGAUGAAAUCGACGUUCCCGCUGUUGAUGUCCCCGACGUUGAUUCAACCGACCCCCCUGCCUAUGAUUACACCGACGUCCCAGCCGCUGAUACUACCGGCACUGCGGUGAUAGACAACCCAAUAGCUGAUGAGUCGGGAUAGGUGUGAACUUGCAUCCAUAUACGGGAGGAGAACCACCUGUAUUAAGGCUGCAUCAAUGUGCUCAUGCAACUCGUGUUUUAGUUGGUUAAAGGGAAGGUACACGUUUGGUAAUUACUCAAAACAAAUAUUAACUUAAAAACUGACUUGGUAACGAGCAU
Messenger RNA from Asterias rubens (European starfish), 3017 nucleotides. RefSeq lists its product as uncharacterized. Lineage: Eukaryota; Metazoa; Echinodermata; Asteroidea; Forcipulatida; Asteriidae. The transcript is spliced from 13 exons. Gene Ontology annotation, cellular component: membrane. The record is from RefSeq and is a predicted model, not a curated record. The coding region runs from base 403 to 2859 and encodes 818 amino acids.